AUGAACAGUGAUCGAGCGGCGCAGACUUUAAUUUCUCCGUUUAAAAACAAACUGAUCCAGAGCGACAACAUCAGCACCAGAGACACCGGGACAUACGUGAGCACGUGGGAGAUGUUUGACAGUCUGAGAGUGCCAGAGGAGGCAGAGGCCUCUGAGGGUCUACAGCCUGCAGUGACUCAGUCUGACCUGCAGGGGGCAGAGCGGCUGCUGAGCUCCAGGGCUGAACACAGCACCUCUGUGGAGAGCUCCAGUGGGACAGUGAGUGAGAGCAGCUCCAUGAAGGACCUGGAGGCCUUGGAGCUCAGUGUGAGAGAGUCUGAGCUGACGCUGCUCCUGAGCUCCCCGUCCUUUCACUACAGUCUGAGGGUGAUGGAGCGGAGCCUCGCGGGGAACAGCUUCCAACAGAGACUGGCGACUUUCAGACAUCUGCCCGUGCUCACAGGUACCUCUGCUGCCCGCGCUCACAGGUACCUCUGCUGCCCGCGCUCACAGGUACCUCUGCUGCCCGCGCCAAGGUACCUCUGCUGCACAGGUACCUCUGCUGCCCGCGCUCACAGGUACCUCUGCUGCCCGCGCUCACAGGUACCUCUGCUGCCCGCGCUCACAGGUACCUCUGCUGCCCGCGCUCACAGGUACCUCUGCUGCCCGCGCUCACAGGUACCUCUGCUGCCCGCGCUCACAGGUACUCUGCUCCCCUCACGCUGCUGCCGCGCUCACAGGUACCUCUGCUGCCCGCGCUCACAGGUACCUCUGCUGCCCGUGCUCACAGGUACCUCUGCUGCCCGCGCUCACAGGUACCUCUGCUGCCCGUGCUCACAGGUACCUCUGCUGCCCGCGCUCACAGGUACCUCUGCUGCCUGUGCUCACAGGUACCUCUGCUGCCCGCGCUCACAGGUACCUCUGCUGCCUGCGCUCACAGACCCGUUCUCAGCUUUACCGUCCGAGCAAGAAGGAUCUCAGGAACCUCCAGAGUCUGAGGGGUCUGCUCCGGCCCUGGUCCACCUCUGGUCCUUCUCCUGUGACCUGACCCAGGGCAGACGCGUCAACUGCAUGGUCUGGAACAAGAAGAAUCCAGACGUGCUGGCUGUCGGUUAUGGAUCGUCUGUGAGCAGCCCCACACCUGGUCUGGUCUGCUGCUGGUCCCUCAGAAACCCCACAUGGCCGGACAGCGUGAUCCCCUGUGACCGUGCAGUGACCGCUCUGGACUUCUCCCUGAAGAGCCCGGGUCAGCUCGGGGUGGGGCUGGAGGACGGGACGGUUAUGAUCUGUGGCGUGCACCGCAGCAGCAGCAGCAGCAGCAGUGUCCUGAACAGCAGAUGCUCUAAACACAAACACACGGAGCCAGUUCUGCAGCUGAGGUGGAUUCUGCAGGACGUCAGUCUGAGGGACGACCAGCAGGAGGCGCUGGUCUCUGUGGCCACAGACGGACGGGUCUGCAAGUGGUUUGUGUCCAACAGCGGACUGGACUGUACAGACAUGAUGAAACUGAAAAGAGUUAAAAGCCCUAAAAGAAUUGCCGGAGACAACAGAGAGGAGACCAAACUGGAGUCCAUACUGUCCGCUCUGACUCCAGGGACGUGUUUUGACUUCCAUCCCAACCCAAAGGAGUCAGGCGUGUACCUUGUGGGGACGUGGGAGGGGCUUAUCCACAAGUGCUCCUCCUCCAACUCGCAGCAGUUCACGGACACGUACAAGAAACACUCUGGUCCGGUGCUGGGCGUGUCCUGGAGCCCCCUGAGCCCGGGCCUGUUCCUGAGCUGCUCCUCGGACUGGAGCCUGAAGCUGUGGAGAGAGGAGCGCUCCGGGCCCGUGCUGGUCCUCAGCUCGCCUUACAGGGCCGUGCUGGACUCGUGCUGGUCCCCUCAGUCCGCCACCGUGAUCGGAGCCGUCAGCGAGGCCCAGCUGGAGAUCUGGGACCUCCAGCACAGCAUCCUGGACCCCCUCCUGGUGCUGCCGGCCCCUCCCUCAGUGAGCUUCACGUCUCUGGUCUUCAGCCCCCACUCAGACUGUGCAGUGGUGGGGGACAGCGGGGGCCAGGUGUGGGUCCAUCUGCUCCACAGCGUCCACAGCGGAGGACCAGGCACACAGGCUCUGGAUGACAUCAUUCUCGCUUCAGUUUCAAAAUAA
Knipowitschia caucasica is the source of this 2127-nucleotide messenger RNA. The record is from the annotation of a GenBank genome assembly. NCBI's taxonomy places the organism in Eukaryota, Metazoa, Chordata, Actinopteri, Gobiiformes, Gobiidae.